AUGGCGCGGUUCGUGUAUUUCCCACGCGCGUCGAACGUUGUUGACACCCCAACUGGCCCAUGCCAAGCAAGGAUCAAAAACGUUCACCAGUCGCUGCCGAUCAUCGCAAGCUUAUUUUCAUACUCCUCUGGACGGUUCUUAUACAACGAAGCAGUUCGUCUUCAAGAACGACAUGUCCUAUUCAAUGUUGCAGCUCUUAAACAUGCAGUCGCAAGCCAUUUUAGCCAUGGAAAGGUAGCCCAGAUUUCUAAGAUGAGCGAGGGUGGCUUCAAUCGAACAUACACCACUGCUAGUGAAGUUGCUACUCUCACAUUUCUCCGUUCAAAGGAUAUCCCGGUGCCUAAAGUCUACGGUUGGUCUUUGACACCGGACAAUCCAGUCGGCAUUGAAUAUAUUGUCAUGGAAUGUGCAUCAGGCAUUGCAGCAGCUGAGAGUAACUUGUUUGAUAUAUCAGCGACUAAUUGCCAGGCUUUUGUUGAGGAUAUUGUGGCUAUCGAUAAGAAGAUAUCCGAUAUUCCUUUUGCUUCUUUGGGCAGCCUGUACUUCAAAAACAAAACCAACGACUCUGAUAUUUAUUGUAUUGGCUCAAUCGCGGUGUAUAGGUUUUGGCAUGGGCAGCGAGCGGGAGUGAUCCGACAAAAUACCUGCUUGCUAUCGCGCAGAAGGGACUCCAAUAGACCGAGAAAUUCCGAGAAAUUUGGAAAGCCCGUCGAAUGGUUCCCUUAUAAUCUCAUGUUUCCAGGUGCUGCCUCGUAUCAUGAUUAUCUGGCGCUUCUCCGAAAAUACCUCGCAGUGGCUCCUUACCUUCUGCCCAAAGACUUUGGGAAUGUGUCAAAUCGACCAGCAAUACGCCACCCUGACACAUUUAAGAUAACAUCCAUCAUCGACUGGCAGUAUGCGGUUAUCCUACCAUUAUCUCUAAUUGCUGGACAUCCCAAAAUGUUCCAACACUCUCCACCAGCCAGUCUGGAGAACCUGGAACCAGGAACUGAACCACCCGAAUAUGCCCAGAUGAACACCCAGGAACAAGCUGAGAUCGACUACCACCUUCGAAUAAGCAACAUAUCGUAUCGAUACCGCGUGUCCAAUAGCGCAGUCAACAAAUUGCACCUAGGAGCUCUACGCGACUCGCUGGUCUUCUUACGCCAGCGGCGUGUGGAAUAUUCCGGGCGUCAAUGGUUAGGAGACCCCACAACGCUGCGUGGUGCACUGAUGUAUCUAAAUGAUAUUUGGGAUGAAGUUCCUGGCAAAGACGCGUCUCCAGAAUCUCCUAUUCGAUUCUCAGAGGAGGAAGUUCAAGAUUAUGAGAAAACCAAAGAGUGUUGGGCAACCUCAGGCGCAAUCCGUGAUGAGUUCCAGAUUUCAGAAGACGGCUGGGUGCAUAAAGACUUGUAUGAUCAUGCCGUUGAGAGAAAUAAGCCUGUGGGGUUGGAAUUUAUGGAAGGUUGUACGGAAGAAGAUCUCAAAAAAUUUAAACAAGGGUGGCCGUUCCAUGAUCACGAGGAAGGCUGA
This is a messenger RNA of Penicillium vulpinum, 1512 nucleotides long. RefSeq names its product serine/threonine protein kinase. The transcript has 7 exons. The record is from RefSeq and is a predicted model, not a curated record. NCBI's taxonomy places the organism in Eukaryota, Fungi, Ascomycota, Eurotiomycetes, Eurotiales, Aspergillaceae. Gene Ontology annotation, cellular component: mitochondrion. Bases 1 to 1512 code for a protein of 503 amino acids.